This is a messenger RNA of Amborella trichopoda, 5091 nucleotides long. RefSeq names its product ARM repeat superfamily protein. Gene Ontology annotation, cellular component: cytoplasm. NCBI's taxonomy places the organism in Eukaryota, Viridiplantae, Streptophyta, Magnoliopsida, Amborellales, Amborellaceae. The record is from RefSeq and is a predicted model, not a curated record.
CCCAACUCAAAGGGCUUCUUCCAUUUUUCUGUGCCCUAAUUUUGAAGCCAUGGACGAUUUUGCAGAAGAGCCUAACCAGGGCUCGAGCUCUUUCAUCCGAAGCGAAGUAUUUGCUCAACUCAACCCACUGUGCACUGAAACCCUAGAACUUCUUCAGAAACCUCACAGUAAUGGAGCUCCGCUUUUUGCACUGAUUGAUUAUGUCCGGAAUGCUCCUCCUGAUUCUUUGCAGUCAUGCUUUGACUAUGUCCUAUUUCCCUUGCUGCUUCUCCUUGAUGCUGCCAUUCGUUGCAGGUCAUCUUCUAAAGGUGACCCAAAUAAAAACAUAGGAGUGGACAUGGCUCCCUGUACAAUCAGUGAUAGGGUGGCAGAAGGUGUGUUGCAGUGUUUGGAGCAAGUUUUAAAGAAGUGCCAUUUGGUUUCUGUGAAUCAGAUGGUUGUGGUCUUGAAGAGUUUGACAAAUGGGGCUUUGCUUCCACCAUCUGAUUCUUCAGAAGAAUUUAGGGAAGGAAUAAUCAAGUGCUUGAAAGCAUUGCUUCUUGGGCUACGUCCAUGCUUUAUCAAAACUUGCACAUGUAAAUCAACUCCUGGUUUGCCUUUACUAGUAUCAAACACGGAACUGAAAGCCUAUUUUGAUCGUCAUAUGAAAUUUCAAACUGAAGGUGAAGAGUGUUUGAUUUCAUUUCUCCAGUCCCAAGAUGCUUCUGCUGCAGUUGGACACUGGUUGUCCCUGCUUCUCCAAGCUGCAGAGACUGAAGCUGUGAGAGGUCAUGUGGGAAGUGCCAAACUUCGUGUUGAAGCCUUUUUAACCCUGCGUAUACUCAUCGCUAAGGUUGGCACUGCUGAUGCAUUGGCUUUCUUUUUACCUGGAGUUGUUAGUGGCUUUGGAAAAGUUUUGAAUCGCUCAAAGAUCAUGAUUAGUGGGGCAGGUGGAAGUGUUGAAAGUAUUGAUCAUGCAGUAAGAGGCUUGGCUGAGUUUCUAAUGAUCGUGUUUGGGGAUGAACCAAAUCUUAAUGGUUUGGGCAUAUCCAUGAAUGUUCUUAAAGAGCUCCGUCCAUGCAAAGAUACUUCUGUUGAGUCAGUGUUGGCGGCUCUUCGUUCUUUACACCCGCAAACUGAUAACCUGAACAGUGUUAACAUGGCCAAAGAAAUUGAAUCUAGGAAGAGCACUGCUGAUGCCCUUCAACACAUGGCCCCUCUUCAUGUGCAUCGCUCAAAGGAAUGGAUUGAAAAAACUGCUGAGCACAUAGAUACCUUGGUAUCUGCAACAUUUCCUCAUCUGUGUGUCCAUCCAGCACAGAAAGUCCGCUUGGGGCUUGUGGAUGCCAUGCAAGGAUUAUUGACUAGAUGCCUCUACACGCUAGAGAAGACCAAGUUUAUACUUUUGGAAUGUUUAUUUGUUUUGGUUUGUGAUGAUUACGAUGUUGUGGCCUCAGCUGCUCGGAAUUUUUUAGCAUUCUUGUUCUCAAUGAAUGAAAGAUACCUAAAGGAAAAUGAUAUUGCAGAGAUCUUGAGCAGGCUUAUUGAGAAACUGCCGAGGGCAGUGCUUGGAAGUGACAUCAGUGGUGCAGUGUCUCACGCCCAAAGAUUGCUUGCAGCAAUUUUUUUUGUUGGUCCGAAGCGUGUGGUUGACCACAUUCUUCAUACACCAUUCUCAAUUGCUCGUUUGUUGGAAUCUCUGGCAAUGUCCGUGAGUCACAACUCUGCAUUUGCCAGUUCUAUGGAUGAGCUGAUUUUAGCAAAGCCCUCUGCAGGAUACUUGCACUCCAUUUCUGAAUUGAAAGCUGAUUAUAGCUGGACAAACGCCAAUAAGGCUUUGAUGAUUGUUAGUUCAGAUGAAAUUUCCAAGUCAUUCAAUUCUCUAAAGAAAGGGUCUGAAGUUCCUUUGGAAGUUGCAUGUGCAGAACAUCUACUUCCAAGAAUGCCUCCUUGGUUUGUUCAUGUUGGCGGACCUAGACUUUAUCACACGCUUGCAGGAAUAGUUAGGCUUGUCAGUUUAUCAGUGAUGGCAGAUUGCGGAUGUGAAAUGUCUUUAUCCACCCUGACUGAUGUUCCAUUGGAGGAUAUCCACACAUUGAUCUCAGAGCUUCGAAUAAGGGAAUAUGGGAAAGAAGGGUGGCAGGCUUGGUAUGCAAGACAUGGGUCUGGGCAGUUACUGCGUAAAGCAAGUACUGCAGUGUGUCUUCUGAAUGAGAUCAUUUAUGGCAUAUCAGAUGAAUCUGUCAAUUUAUACAAAAACUUGUUUAGAAUAUCUGAGAACAAAGUAAGUGAAAGAUGGGAAGAGGAGAUUGGAUACAGUGACAAUUUAGCUGACGGCUCUGGGAAAGGAAUUCAUUCAACAGUUAUUGAUCCAUCAGUGAAUUGGAUGAUUUGUGAAGGAGGAGAAACUAGGAGGCAUAAAAUUGAUUGUGUUGGCAGCAUUUUACAUGAAUAUUUAUCGCCUGAAAUUUGGGAUCUUCCAUUAGAUCAAGAUUCUCCUCUUUUAGUUUGGGGCGCUGGUGCAGAAGACCUGGAUUUGCAUUUUUUCCAGGAUGCUGCUAUGCUUCAACAGGUUAUAGUCGAUGGCUUAGGCAUAUUUGGAAUAUCACUAGGUAAAGAUUUCGAGAGAAGUGGGUUCCUACAUUCUUCUCUAUAUUUAUUGCUGAAGAAUCUUAUUUGUUCUAAUGAUCAAGUCAAGAGUGCUUCUGAUGUUGUGCUGCAGACCCUUUCUUCUUCAACUGGUCAUACCACGGUCAAAAGCUUGGUUGUGGGGAAUGCAGAUUAUGUAGUUGAUUCUCUAUGUCAGCAGUUGCGCCAUGUGGAUCUUAAUCCUCAUGUUCCUGAUGUGCUUGCUUCCAUGCUUUCCUACAUUGGAAUGGCCCAUGAAAUUUUGCCAUUGUUGGAGGAACCGAUGCGGUCUAUUUCAUCAGAGCUAGAGGUUAUUGGGAGGCAUCAACACCCAGAGUUAACCAUUCCAUUUCUGAAGGCAAUACGAGAAAUUGGGAAAGCAGCGAUGCAUGAAAGUGUUUUAGUGGCCAAUGAGUCUCAAGAAUAUUUUGUGCAUGUCAAAUCAGAUAUAAAGGGUUUAGAUAAAAGGACGAGUGAGGUUACCAUACAAAAUGAUGGAUCCCCGGAUGCUGAUGGUAGCGGUCCCGAAACAUUGUCAUCUCAGGAAUCAAUGGAUAUGAAGUCCAGUAUUGAUGCAGAAGUAGAGCAUUGGGAAGACUUGCUAUCCAAAUUGAAUGACUUUAGAAGAUACAGACGCUCAGUUGGAUCUGUUGCUGGCUCGUGCAUAUCAGCUGCCACUCCACUCUUGGCUUCAACGGAAGAGGCAUCUUGUCUGAUAGCUCUUGAUGUAAUCGAGCUAGGGGUUGCUGCUCUGGCAAAAGUAGAGGAAGCUUUUAGGCAUGAAAGAGAAACAAAGGAAGCGAUUAUCCAAGUGAUUCAACGCAGUUCAUUUUAUGAUCUUCAAGACACUGUUGAUGCGACAAAUGAAGGAGAAGCUGAUGAGAAUAGACUGCUUCCAGCAGUGAACAAAAUAUGGCCUUAUUUGGUUCUCUGCGCUAAACAUAAAAAUCCUGUGGUUAUCAAGAGAUGCUUGCUUGUGGUCAGCUCGGUGGUCCAAACUUGUGGUGGAGACUUCUUUAUCCGUAGAUUCUUCACUGAUGGCUCUGCAUUCUGGAACCUCUUAAUCUCUGCACCAUUCUCUCCAAAACCCAAGAGAAAAAACGAAGGACCCAUAAUGCUUCCAUAUAGAAAACCAACUUCUCUCUCUCCAGAGCAUGAUUCAAUGGCCGAAAUCUCCAGCCUUAAGGUUAAAGAGUCAAUCCUUAAAAUGAUAACAGACAUCAGUAAGAAUAAGAAGAGCGCUCGAGCCUUAGAAGGUGUGUUUAGAAAGGUUAGUAGUCUCAUUGUAGGGGUGGCUUGUAGCAAUGUGGCUACUCUCCGAGGAACUGCCAUUGAUGCACUCCGCAGGCUUUCUGGCAUUGAUCCCGACUUUGUUUGGCUACUUCUAGCUGACAUUGUCUACUCGUUAGAACAGAAGGAUGAACAUCCUUCUCCACCCUCCCCAGACUUAGCGGAGGUUUCCCAGUUGUUGCCCCCACCAUCUUCUGCUAAAGAGUAUUUGUAUGUACAGUACGGGGGAGAGAGAUUUAGUGUUGAUGUUGAACUUUCUAGGGCAAAGGAGGUGUUUCAGAAGUUGAAUCAAGAAUCUCCAGCCUUGUAUAUGUACAUUAACGGUUAAAUAUACUAGGUUAGAUGUUCUGCUUGGUACUUUUAGGGCGAGAGUGUUUGCUUUUUCACAUGUGUUCUCAAUUGUGUUUGAUGUUGAGGUUUGAUGGGAGGUGUCUAUUGUCUGCCAUUGCCUCUCGAUUUGAGAAACUGCUAUCAAGAGGGGGAGAGAGAGAGGGAGGGAGAAGGAGAAGAACGGGGGAAUUGGUCCCAGAGAGGGAGGGAUGGUUGGAGAGAGAGGUGUCUUGUAAUGACUUCUUUGUGGAUUGAGGAUCUGAGACCGUCCUAGACACUUAUGAGUCCAUUUCUGUCUCAAAGAAUUGGAUGUAGAGUUCUUAGAAUAUUGUAUAUUUGAUGGAUCUAGCUCCAUUGAAAUGGAUAGAUUAGAUCAGAUGUGAGGUAGUAAUCAAGAUGGGAUAUUUUUGAGGCUCCAUGUUCAAUUUUUCAAGAGUCUCGGUCUUAGAUUGGAUCUGCAAAUUCCGGGGCCUCAUAUCAGAUUUUUAUCAAGAUCAUGAAGAUUUUUAUCAAGAAUUAUGAUCUUGGGGUUUUCUUUUUAUUAGUGAUAUACUGGAUACAUAUAAACCAAAGUCUUGUGCACAAUCUGCUGAAUUUAUCCAACAAUCUUUUUGUGGGUUGAUGUCCAAGUAGAACUGCUCAAGGAAACACUUAAAAGGUACUAUGGAGAUACACCCUUCAUGUGUAACAGGCCCUGGCUCCAUCCUCAAACUCAUCGAUGAAUGAUUGAGGUGAGCAUAAGCACAUAGACAAAUGACAUUAUUUACACCAUACAUUACCUUAUAGUUUCAUUUUUGUAGGAGAGAAGCACAAAACAAUGUCCUUUUCUUGGACCUGUUAUAGAAUCAUGACACAUUUGAGAGA